Molecule: messenger RNA, 2961 nt
Organism: Protobothrops mucrosquamatus (brown spotted pit viper)
Lineage: Eukaryota; Metazoa; Chordata; Lepidosauria; Squamata; Viperidae
Gene: PLCH2
Product: phospholipase C eta 2
Exons: 5
Biological process (GO): phosphatidylinositol-mediated signaling
Molecular function (GO): phosphatidylinositol-4,5-bisphosphate phospholipase C activity
Source: RefSeq, a predicted model, not a curated record
AUCAUAGAUCCGUUUGUGGAAGUCGAAGUGAUCGGCUUGCCCAUGGAUUGUUGCAAAGAGCAGACCAGGGUUGUGGACGACAACGGUUUCAAUCCGAUGUGGGAAGAAACCUUGGUUUUUAACAUUGGCAUGCCAGAGAUUGCCCUGGUGCGUUUCCUGGUCUGGGACCACGAUCCCAUCGGGAGGGAUUUUAUCGGUCAGAGAACGAUUGCGUUUACGUCAAUGAUGCCAGGCUAUCGGCACGUCUACCUAGAAGGUAUGGAGGAAGCUUCCGUCUUCGUUCACAUAGCCGUCAACGACAUAUGUGGUAAGGUCAAGCAAGCGCUGGGCUUAAAAAGUCUCUUUCUCAGAAGUCCAAAGCAGGCCUCGCUCGACAGCCAUGUUGCUGGUCAGCUCAACCGCAAACAUUCCUUUAGCAGCCAGCUCCUACGGCGGACGGCCAGCGCACCCACCAAGAGCUUGAAAAAGCCCAAGAUCGCCCUGGACGCCAGAGACAGCGGCUCGGAAGGGGCCAGCAAGGACUCCGCUCUGGAAGACACCUCCCACCCUCGCUUUGACCAAGAGUCCGACUGCCCGUCCCCCGUGCCCUCUCCUUCCCCAGAGGGGGUCAGCCGCCAGGAAGCAGACCCCGAGGAACCCAGAGGUAAGCCUUGCAGUUUGGGCAGAGAGCAGCGCAGCCGCGGACAGGGCUUCCGGGACGCCACCUUCAGCGAGCCCAUCCGGAGAGCCAGCCGGGUCUGCCUCCGGGAGAAGCCGGCCGGCGAGAAACAGGGCCUCUUCACCCGCUGCGCCGGCAACGAACCGGGUAGGAUCAACGUGGCCACUUACUGCAUGAAGUGUGUGGUGGGCUCCCACGAGGGCCCCGACGUGGAGAGCCAGUGGAGCGAGCCCAGCGGCGCUCAGCCGUCCGCUGGCGAGGCUCCGCCCUGUGGCUGCUGUGGCGCACUGGCAGGCGAGGAGCGGGUGGAGCUCAAACCUUGGGGGAUCCGGGAACAGCCCCGAGCGCGCUCCGAUCUGCACCUAUGCACCAGCUACGGGGCCACCAGGAGCCUGCCUAGAACCUGCCAGCCCUUUGGGACCUCAGGGAAGAAAAAGGGGGAUGCCGCGUGUCUCGGGGCCAAGGACCGGUCCUGGCACCGGUGGCGUUCUCCACCUGGCGGCAAAUACCGGAGUACCGUCAACCUGGUGGGUUCCAACAACGGGUCGGUGUCCUCCAGCUCCAGCAGCUUAGAGAGCUUGGAAAGUCCCAAUUUCUCCAAAGGCUGGCCGGAGAGCGCCCGGAAGCCGGCAGGCACCCUUCAGAGGGAAAUGAAUGCCUUGUUUUCUGAAAAAAUGGAGGAAAUUCGCAGUAAAUCCCCUAUAUUCUUUACUGAUGUCCACCAGUUCUCCAGGCACAGGUCGGUCCCUUCCUUACGCAACCUGCAGACCAUCCACGAGGAGCCUUCCGGCUUCUACUUCCCUCCGCCCGCCCACCUCGUCAGGGAUCCCAAAGAGGAAUCUGUGCCUCAUCCUUCCCAGGAAGCUGUCCCAGAUGGGAGGGACCACCCCGGGCCGCUGAAGAGAACUUCCCCUGUGCAGCCUGUGGUUUUGGAGAAGACGCUUCUCGUUCCUAGAGCCUCGGACGAGGAAGAAGGGAUGGGAAGCACCCAAGAAGGAGAGGCCUGGGAAAGAGCUCCUUGUAACGGAGGCCUUCUCCUUUCACAACUUCAGCACAACCUAGUGUUCGACAAUCGUUGGCUCCAUCCGGCUGGGAACGGCCAGAAGAAGAUGGAUAGGCUGGUUCAACAGCCGGCCGGCGAUGAGACGAACAGAGCUGGGCCACCGCACCAAAGCGAACGGGGAAACAGCGCCACGCCAACUCCACUUCACACAACCCCCCGAGGAACUGCCGGAGUCCCCACGCCUCAGACGGUCGCCAGGAGAUCAAAGAAUGAAGGAUAUAAAGUGGGUGACCGUGUAGUCUCCCUGAAGCAUCCUGACAAAGGUUCUCCUGCAGCGGAAGUCUACUGGGAUGCCACGGUCAACGACCGGAUCUGGAGCAAGCUUGACUUCAGUGCCCACAGGGACAGCAUGUCCUCUUCCUCCAGCAUGUCCUCUAACGAUACCGUAAUAGACCUCUCCUUGCCCAACCUGGCCCGGGAAAGCCUCCCUGACCUGGGUGCUCGUAAGACCUUUGAGGUCCUCCCCGACCGAAGAAUCGCCAGGCCGUGGUCGGCCAACGCCGCCUCCGGGCGCGAAACCCCCACGGUGACCAAGAGCAAAUCUAACCCCAACUUGAGGUGCGAUCAACCCGUGGAGGACGACGACUUGCGCCCGAGGCCGCUGGGAUUCUCUUCUGUCUCCAGAAGGCACACCUGGAACCGGCUGUACGUGGAGAGCCUCAAGCGGCCUGGCCCCAAGUCCGAAGAGCAGAAGAGCCCCGAUGCCAACCACGGGAAGUCCAAAAGCCUGGGAGAUCUCACCUCGGACGACAUCACGUCCACUCUGGAGAGCAAGUACCACAGCAUCCGCCGCAGCUUUGCCACCCGCUCGGUCAGGGCCUUCAAGGCUUCGGGAAGGCCCGCGGACGAGCUGACGGAGCGCCUGCGGAAGCUCACCUUCUUCCAGCAGGAGAACGACAUCACUUCCCCCACCUGCCUGGAGCCCGCCAAGGCUGAGAAGGAGGAGGAAGAAGAGGAAGAGGAAGAGACCGUCCUGAUCCGAAGGUCUUCGUCCCGGAGCCAGAGCAGGGUGAGGUACAUCGCCAACCGGGCCAGGCAAGCUCAAGAGAGGCAGAAGCUGAGGAGUCUGGCCUUGGGCAAGGGGAGUCCCAUUGAGGAGCGAGGCGUCCCUGAAGGAGCCUGCUGCUUUCCAGGGGGGCCUUACCUGGACCCGGCUGCCCCCGGCUUGUUUACAUCCCAGCUCAAGAACCCAACGGACUUGAACCCCGACGCCGAAGUCGUCUUUACCUUCAAACUCUGA